This is a messenger RNA of Onthophagus taurus, 761 nucleotides long. NCBI's taxonomy places the organism in Eukaryota, Metazoa, Arthropoda, Insecta, Coleoptera, Scarabaeidae. The record is from RefSeq and is a predicted model, not a curated record.
UAAGAAAGUUCAAGUUUUGAACUAUUUUUUAGUUUAUUGCGAAAGAAAAAGUUUAAUAUAUUAUGCAAUAUCUCAAAUCAUGGCUAAUUAAACAACUAAAUGGUGUCCUGUGCACGUACAUAGACAAUUUAGAUCCAACACAAUUCAAUCUUGGCAUAACGUCAGGUGAACUUGUCCUGAAAAAUCUUGUAAUAAAGAAAUCUGUUUUAAAUGAGUUUCUACCAUCAGUUCAGGCAGUUUAUGGUCAUAUAGCAAGAUUAAAAAUAGGUUUACCAUCGUCUAUGAAUUUAAGCAGUGUGGUUUUUGAAGUAGCAAUUGACGGAUUAUAUAUACUGUUAGAACCAAAAUCCCAAGACGAAUACAAUGAAGAGAAAGAAAACGCUAAAAUACAAGCAGAAAAACAAAAUCAGUUGGCAAAUAUAGAAUUAACUAGAAAACAGAAACGUGAGGCGGCUAAAAAAGAAGAGGGUUAUUUUUCAAGACUACGUGAAAAAUAUUUAAUGAUGGCCGUCAGGAAUAUAGAAGUACGCCUCACAAAAGUUCAUAUUAGGUAUGAAGAUAGAACUAUAAAUCCUGAAUUUCCUAUUGCGAUGGGUGUGACUUUAAGUCGUAUACUUGUUGAAACAACUGAUAAGAAAUUUCUGUCACAUGAAGCUACUGCAGAUCCAUUUGAAGAUAUGCUUAGAGCUUUUAAGGUUCGAUUUUUAAUCUUAACCCUUGAACGUACGAAUGUAACAUGGACGCUAUAUAUUACGCAAUAA